Molecule: messenger RNA, 1105 nt
Organism: Aegilops tauschii subsp. strangulata
Lineage: Eukaryota; Viridiplantae; Streptophyta; Magnoliopsida; Poales; Poaceae
Product: polyubiquitin 11
Molecular function (GO): protein binding
Source: RefSeq, a predicted model, not a curated record
UGGGGGACGGACUACGCGACCGCCUCUCCCCUUCCUAUCCGCUCCGUGCCGUGUCUCUUCUUCCUUCCUCCUCCCCUCCCCUCCGAGCCUGCUAUAAAAUCCCCGCCCCCUCCCGUCUCUUCUCCACACAUCCGAUCCAAAUCCAGCCCCCUCCGAUCGAAGCGAAGUCAAGGCUCUUUCGUCCUCCUCCUCAAGAUGCAGAUCUUUGUGAAGACCCUCACCGGCAAGACCAUCACCCUCGAGGUUGAGUCCUCGGACACCAUCGACAACGUCAAGGCUAAGAUCCAGGACAAGGAGGGCAUCCCUCCGGAUCAGCAGCGUCUCAUCUUCGCUGGCAAGCAGCUCGAGGAUGGCCGCACCCUGGCUGACUACAACAUCCAGAAGGAAUCCACACUCCACCUGGUGCUCAGACUCCGUGGUGGCAUGCAGAUCUUCGUCAAGACCCUGACCGGCAAGACCAUCACCCUGGAGGUUGAGUCCUCGGACACCAUCGACAACGUCAAGGCCAAGAUCCAGGACAAGGAGGGCAUUCCCCCGGACCAGCAGCGUCUCAUUUUUGCUGGCAAGCAGCUCGAGGAUGGCCGCACCCUUGCGGACUACAACAUCCAGAAGGAGUCCACCCUCCACCUGGUGCUUAGGCUCCGUGGUGGUAUGCAGAUAUUCGUCAAGACCCUCACCGGCAAGACCAUCACCCUGGAGGUUGAGUCCUCAGACACCAUUGACAAUGUGAAGGCCAAGAUCCAGGACAAGGAGGGCAUUCCCCCGGACCAGCAGCGUCUCAUCUUUGCCGGCAAGCAGCUUGAGGAUGGCCGCACUUUGGCGGACUACAACAUCCAGAAGGAGUCCACACUUCACUUGGUGCUCCGUCUGCGCGGUGGCCACUAAGCUCCUGGCCAUGGAUCUGCUUCUGUCUCUGGGUUCACAAGUCUCGUUGUCCUCGGUGUCCCCCAAUGGAGUCUGGUCUGUGUCCGUUGAUGCCUGAACUGUCUUUGUUUGUAUACCAUAUACUGUGAUGCAGUGUUAUCGUUUGUAUCUGCAAACUUCUGCUGGUGUGCGGAAGCUUUGAUGAACUUAAGAAUAAGUGAGCCCUGGAUUCGGUCCAUAA